UUUCGUAACGGGAAAGGAAACGUCGUAUUCUCGAUUCGUAACAGCGUAUCCACGCUAACGUCACCUUUUAAACGUACUCUUGUUUAAUGGGAAUUGAAUCCCAUUUUGAGACGGACAUGCUUGUACUAUGUUUAUGAAACAGACACACUUUGACUGACUUGACUUCACGUGCUAACUGUAUAUUCAUGAUAACUAGCGUUAGUCUGUGGUUAAAGGUCCCAGCAGCAGAGAGGAGGUCGGGAGGAGUAGAGGAGCAGAGGAGGGGAUAAUGCAGCGCAUCCUACACCUCGGGACUCUGCGCCGUUUGGCAGCAGCGCGGCCGGUACUGGUGGGCCUCACCGCCCCAGAGCCACCCGCUGCCUUUUGUUGCUGUGUCCUCCGACUGUCGCUGCCACACCCCACAGGGCGGAGCUGGCUGUCAACCACAGCCUCCAGCAAUGUGGCACAGCAGCCGAAACGCCAGGAACCGCAAGAGGAGCCACAGUCCGGCUCCACGCCUCCAACCCAGGAGGUCCAGAAAGAGGAUGCAGGGUUUGAUGCCUUGGAGGUGGACCCUCUACAGGACAAGUCCAUCGGUUUGGUCCAGAGGUUUAAGAGGACCUUCAAACAGUAUGGGAAGGUGAUGAUCCCUGUACAUCUCCUGACGUCCUCGGUCUGGUUUGGAACCUUCUAUUAUGCAGCUAUGAAGGGUGUGAAUGUAGUACCCUUCCUGGAGUUUAUAGGUUUCCCAGAGUCACUUGUCGGACUUUUGAGAAACUCUUCAAGUGGAUACGCUCUGACUGCAUACGCCAUGUACAAGCAGGUGUGUUUUUCCUUUGUUUUCCUACAGAUUGCAACCCCUGCUAGAUAUACAGCGACCCUGGGCGGCACGUCGCUAUCUGUUCAGUAUCUGCGCAAGCACGGCUACUUGUCCACACCACCGCCGGUCAAAGAAUACAUCCAGGACAGGAUGGAGGAGACAAAGGAAAGAUUUUCAGAAAGAAUGGAGGAAACUAAAGAACUCUUCUCUGAGAAAAUGGAAGAGACAAAGGACAAGCUCUCUGAGAAACUGCAGGGAACCAAAGACCGAGUCACAGAGGGGAAAGCCUUUUUUAGGAAGAAAAAGGAGUAGAGAGAUGUGGGGCAUCUGACUAAAUGACCUUAUUUUGAUCUCAUUUAGUAAUCUGUGUUUGAGGGAAGUAAAGACGGCACUUGUAAGACUUUUCUGAAAGAAGAGCGCAACUUUGUACUACCUUGGUCCUAAAACUUCUCCUUGCACUUCUCAAUUGUCAACUGUUGUCAAUUUUGCCUUUCAAAUCAAGUCUGUAGUUGUCCCACCAACAUGCACUGUAAGUGUAGGCUAGAUGGCAGCACUGCCACACUGGCUCAGUCCUCAGGCUGAGCAAAAUAAUGGGAAACUACAUGGGAGAGAGCAGCACUCAUUCUGCUGCUCUUUGGGAAAAUAAAGCUUAAAGCUCAUGGUUACCUGUCUAAGCCUUUCUGAAAUGCUCUGUAUCAUUGCUUUUCUAAUGUAAUGACCUGAAAAUUCAUUUUAUGAUGUAUUUUAAUCCUAAAGCCCAAGCUAAUAUAUUUAAUUCUCUACAUGUAAGCGCACAACCGGUAAGCCACUGCGAAGCUGCCAUUUAUCCCAGUGGUCACAUGAAAUGUCUUGGGCACUUGUUCUAAAUGCACCAAAUUCUUGUCAGUAAUUCAAACAGAUGUCUGGUGACAAUCACAACUGAAUAAAGUAAACUAAUCAUCCCUAUUUGUGUGCUGAAUGCAAAGGUUACAUGGACCUGUGUUGGCACUCAAAUCUUUAGAUGGAGGUGAUGCGUUUGUCCCAUUUGACAGUGAAUGGAAAAAAAAAAAAAAUCUUAGUCUAUACUUGAGUCUUGUUGAACUCUCAGAUGCUCACACUUCGAGGUGUAUGUGCUGCUGCACCCGGUCCAAUAUCACCAGAGACUCAGUGAACAGAGCAGACUGUUUAAAGCUGUACUUCCCAAACUGGGUGGCGUCAUGAUACUAAUGCAAAAUAAAAGUUUAAAAAUCC
Messenger RNA from Pungitius pungitius (ninespine stickleback), 2029 nucleotides. RefSeq lists its product as uncharacterized. The record is from RefSeq and is a predicted model, not a curated record. The transcript has 4 exons. The coding region runs from base 269 to 1111 and encodes 280 amino acids. Gene Ontology annotation, cellular component: mitochondrion. NCBI's taxonomy places the organism in Eukaryota, Metazoa, Chordata, Actinopteri, Perciformes, Gasterosteidae.